UUUUUUUUUUUUGUUUCUCUUGUUAUGUGUGUGCAUGUAUGUGUCUUGUAUAGCUAGUGUGUGUGUGUGUCGAGGAAUAUUGCCUGGAUACCGCCUGGUCGGCGCCACAUAGUAUAUAGUACUACCUUAGAUUCCCCCCCCCCUUUCUCCUGGAUAUUGUUCAUUUUCUCCUCUUGUCUUGUGUACGUACAUGUAUAGUAUGGCUGUAAUCCAGCAGAGUGCUCGACGUAUUUUUUGUUUGUUUUAAAAUUAAUUCUACUCUUCAUUCCAUCAUUAUCUGCCGGCCGCGCAAUGAUUGAAAUCAACUCGCUGUUAAUAAAAACCCGCGUGUGCGGAGACUUUCAUGUAAUAAUUGGGUCCCGUCUAAUAUAAGCUAUAUAUUGUCGUGACCGGAUGGUGAAAAAAAAAAAAUCAGAGCGCUAGCGGGCGAAAUAACAUCCUACAUCACUACCACUCUCUCUCUAUCUAAUGCAUAAUACACGUCGGCAAUAAUCAGAUUAUCUCGAUUUUUCCCAGCGAAUAAAACACAGUGCAGUAUAUAUACUUAUAUACCGGACUACUUUUUGAUCGGAUAGACUUGGUCGACGGUGCUGAUGAUGGCCACCAUCAGUCGUUUGCAGGGUUAUUGCUAUGGCUUUUUUACACCCCGAAAAAGUCUGCCAAUUCAUCCUUGCAGAAAAAAGAGUCGGACAUUUUUUAUUUUAUUUUCGCCCGGCUGGAAUCCGGUUUGGUUGGCGUCCCGUUUCGCACUUUUGCCGGCCAUUAUUUUUGCCGAUGCUUUUUUUGAUUGUUGCGUGUGAUGGCCCAACCUGAUGAGAGCGAGUGGGUCCCGCUGCCGGUUUGGGGUUGGCGGAGAAAACUGUCUCACGACUUGAUCGUCACAAAUAUUUCAUCGAGCGGCUGCUGAGGUCAGCUGACGUCACGUCAGCACAUCAGACAGGUCCACGAUGCCAUCCGUAUUUUGAUUUCUAACCAGACCAAACAUUCCGGCAGGGCGAACGUGACUGAGCACAGUAGCAAUUCAAAGAGUCGUGGCCGUGGGUAUCGAAGAAAAGCCGAACCAUUUCCUUGAACCUCUUGUUAUAUCGCAUUACGGAUAAGUCGUGCAGAGUAGAAAGGAGGAGGAAAUGAAAGAAACGACUGUACACUAGAAGUAAUAGUAUGCAUGUUAUAUAGGGAAAACAGCAGCAGCACUCUACGUAAUAAGGACAGCUCUCUAGCGCAGCACUGGAUCUAUCCAUCCUUCUUCCCCCCUCCGAAUAUUAUGAUAUGAUGCAGCCGUAGUAGAAUCUAACGCUUGAUCUCCAAAUGAGAUGCACACUUCCGUCUCUGUACCGUACACAUACACACAUCACCCUAAGUCGCCCUAACCACGUAUAGACGCCUGCAUCUCUACAUACCGCAGCAGCCGCCGCCGCAUCGACGGCGACGACAACCGCGUGAAAUCCUUGCGGACGAAAAAAAAAGGUUUUUCUUUUCUUUUUGACAUGCAAUGUUAUCGAUUCAGGUUAGAUAAGAUGCCGUUGGAAAGAAAGAAAAAAAAAAGAAAAAAAAAAUGAAUAAAACGUAGGUGGAGGCGCUCUACUGCAUACAUUGUUGAGGGGGGUACCAAAAGUAUAUGUACAUGUACGCGAUAUUUCCGUAGACUAUACGUACUGAAAAAUUACCAUUUGGAAAUGGUUUGACGUUUUGUUUCUUUAUACCACCCAGCACUUUAGAUGAGAGAAUAUACAAGGAAAAGAAGAGCUAAAGGGAAAAUAAUAAUCAAAAUAAAAGAAGAUGCGACUUUUUGUGGGGAAAAGAAAAAGAGACGCGUUAGCUUUUAGCUCGGCGAAAGUUGAUUUGACCUCAUAUGGCAUGGGCGGACUGACUGGUGGCGGUGGUGCCUGCUACUACCUACUUGACAGUGCGCGCAUCCUGCAGCAAAUGUGUCAUCCGAGAAUCUCUUGUGUCUCCAUUCGAUCGGUUAUAUACGACUAUCGUCUAAACAUAGCUACCGGCCAGGCCAACUGCGGAUGGCUACUACUUAUACUACCCCAGAUUAGCUGAUAAUACCCCACCCGCAAAAGAAACCAAACCCCAAAAAAGCAGGUGGCGAAAAAUAACUCAAAUAGAAAGGAACAACAAUAACAAAACAAAGCUCGGCCAAUAAUCAAGGACGUCUAUCUAAGUGGUUUGAAUCCAUCGGAACAUAUAAAAAAAAAAAAAAAACAAAAAUGGGUCGGUGGGCAACCCAAACAAGAAGAUCGCGGCCCGGCGCGCACACAAACGUUUAGUUCUGCUACAACAAAUUAUCUCGAGCGAAGAGAAAAUAUAAGAAAAGGAGAUUUUGAUUUUAUUUGCCCCCCACCCACCCCGAUUGCAGCGGUUGUAUUCAUGUCCUGUUUUGCCAGUCCCAAAUCUUGCAACCCCGCCUCUGCUUUUGAAGCUCUCCCCUUCCAUCGGGUCGGGUCCCCAGUCCCUCCAGUCCUCGUUAUCAACGUACACAAGAGACCCUCCUCCCUUCACCUUCACUUGGACUGCGGCAGUCCUCCUCCUCCUCCUAGCCGUUGAAUGCGCACACAGAGAGAGAGAGACACACGGAGAAGAGACCGCAGCAGCUUAGAGCGCAAGGUGGGUAAGAGAAAGAGAAUGUGGGUCAGGAGGCCGCCUUAUCAUAUGAAAAGGUGAAAACACUUUUACAUCGCCGGGCGUCUCUCCACCCCCUUUUUCUUUCUAUAAGCAACAGUCGGCCCAGUCAGCCAACCACCAGCCCCAGAGUCCAGCCAACACACACACACACACACUACUAGGUGUAACAUAGCCAAAAGCCCAGAAACCUACUGCUGUAUACGCACACACACACAUCCUUCUCUCUUUCUCUAUCCAGUUUGGAAGAGAACACGGACUGGAAAAAAAGAACUCGGAGUGAAGGUAGUUCAGGUGUGUGGGUCUCUGCCGUGUGUGUGUGAGUGUGUUGGCUGGUGUAUAGAGGAGAAGUAGGAGUAUAGUAUAUAUCGGGCAGCGUUCCACAGAGAGAGAGAGAGAGAGAAAGAGAGAGAACCCAGUCCAGCAGCCAAUGCUUCAUUAGUCGCAAUCCGCUCUGGAACACCACUCUGGCGGGUUGGUUCUUGACGUUCCUCUCGUUUGCCCACUCGCAAGUCUCUCUCUCUUUCUGCACGCCCGUCUCUAUAGAAGAGCUCAGCUACACUCAGACAUUGCCGCACCAUUCCUACAUUUGAUCCGGAAGUUAUACACCUCUCUCGACAGUGCUAUUUCUAUCGCUACCCCCUUUUUUCAAAGGCCCAGAAAUGGCGACCAUUUUCCAGUCGGGCUCCCGGAGUUGGUGGAUGGCCGCGUUAGUGGUGGCCAUCGUUUGCGGAACGAUGGCUGCACCGCAACAACAACAGCAGCAGGAAAGGCGCAAGAUCAAAGUUGGCGCCAGUUUCGGCGGACGUCUAGACUCCGCCGGAAGCAGCAGAGCUCUUUCUCAGUUCGAAGAGCCUCUCAUCAUCACCGAACCUCUUCCGGGACAAGAAUUCGUCUUCAUUUCUGCCAACCCGCGUCAGUCACAGGCCGCUGGCGGCCGGUCGGCCAGGGUUAACCCAGUAGCUGUUGCCCAACUGCCUUCCGUCCGGAUCGAAAAUCCUGGAUCUGGAACGAUUCUCGAGGACGGAAUUCUCAUCGCCGAGCAUCUAGGAGAAUCUAACCGGGCCGCUCGUCUGUUAGACGAGCCUUCUGACCAGUCGCAACCCAUUUUCCCAGUCGCAAAUGCCGACGUCCAGAGCUGGACUCCCCUUUCUCUUCCGGAACUGCUGACCGGUCCGGCCGUCGUGCGAGAAUUGGAGCCUGUUUCCGAUGAGAGAAAAUCGAGCACCCAAAACGAGAAAGAAUUUCGUUCACUGGAAAUUGCUCCGGCUCCAGUCGCCGAAACAUUUUCACUGGAAGAUGCCGUCACAGGUGUAGUAGCCCAGUCUGUUAAAGCCAGCGAUUCAGUUGCCACGGUUGUUGAUGACGACACUGAUCGUCUGGGUAAAGCCAUCGAUGCCCAAGAUGACGAUAACAUUAUUGCGGCCGAGUCUGUGUCCAGGCGGACAGUCAUCAAAACGGCUCCCAACGGCCAGGAUUACGAGUACGAGUACCUUUAUUACGACGGCACUGACGUCGAUGAGUCAACCAACGGCACGCUUAGCGCACCUGUCGAGCCGAAUUUGUUCUCCAACGACCAGGAAAUCGUCAACGUUCUGCCGGCCUCAUCGGUGGCCGCCAGCGAUGAAGCCGAGAAGAAGAAAGUUGCGCCGGCCGUCGAGCUGAUUCCGAUGAUUGAAGACGAACAAGUGGGCGUGACGACCGAAUCAGACCUUAUCGAAGUGCAGGAAAUUCCACACGUUGCUCACGUGGCCUUCCAAGUCGGUGCUGAUGAGCAGGUCGUCCCUAUUGAUUCCGCCGAUGACGAGUUCGUGACGGAAGACUUUGAAACCACCACGGCCACUGAGGCAACAACAACAACCACAACUACCACGCCGAUGCCAACUACGACGACUGUUGCUUCUAAACGGCGUCGACCCACUGCACAGUCGACUGAGACGCCGUCGAUUCGCCCGUCGCUCAGCCGACUGACACCCCUGCGAAGAGGCAACACUCCGGCCGUCACCGAAGAGUCGCCCGUCACUCCGUCGGAGCCGAAAAGAAUGCGCGGAAAGAAUCGCUUCUCGCCCGAAUCCGUCCCGUCCAGCAACGCCGUGCCCACCGAGAGCAAAGCCGACGGAGCCGGAAGCCGGAGGAUUAGCCGCCCGAGAGUUCGCCCGUCGACAUCCAGCAGCACCCUGGAGAAUCGGGCCGGCCUGGCCGAAAUCCGCUUCGCCGAAUUGGAAGGUGAAAUCGGAGCUGCUGCCGAUUCGGCCGACGUCAACGAUCCAUCCUUGAGCCUGGCCGUCGACAUCCAAGACGACGGAUUCGAUUUCAAUCGCCAGAGUCAACCCAUCGAGCAUUUCCCAAUCAACGGCCGUCUGCCCUCGCAUUUCCAAGAGACGGACGAAUUCACCGAUGCCCAGGAACGCACACCUCUGCGCGUCGUCGAGAGCGACUCCUUCCGCAAUUCCGGCAACCAAGGAUCGGCUGCUGGAGAGCCACCGAUUUCAGUCGGAAGGCUGACUGUCAUUUCCGGGCCGGCCCGAUUGCCAACACCGAUCCUUCCUCAAUUCGAAGACAUCGCCGAGCAGGAGGAAAUCAUUUCGCCCAGCGUCGCCCCGGUCCAAGACGUCACCGAAAGUAUCCAACAAUUGGCGGAUGAAUUCGAAUCGGACAUCCCAGCCAAAGAGGACGUGGCUGCUGUCGAGCCGGAAAUCUUCGAGAUCCACCACCAAGAAGUCGGAAUAGAAACUCAUCACGACGACGCCAACAAACACAAGGAAUCGCCCAGCUUCUCGUUGACUCAUCCAUCGUUGACCGAUCUGUUGGCCUUCUCCAAAGCGGCCGAACAGCAACAACAAGACGACGAAUCCUUCCCAACUGUCGAGGAAGUGCUGAUUGAAGAAGUGGUUGUCGCAACAACCCCUGUCGCCCCAAGUAGCCCAACACCAUCGACUAUGACUGUUGGUAGUUCGCAGGUUCAAUCGCUCGACGAUGAAUUCAACACCCAACUCGCCGAAGAGGCCGAGAUCCCAGUGAUCCAGAAAGUCAACGAAGAGGUCGCCGAUUUCACGGACGAGAUAGUGACCACCCCGGAGCCGGCCGUGUUGUCCGUUGAACCCGUUCAAAUCAUCGCCAGUCCCGUUUUGGAAUUGAGCCUGGACAACGACGUGGAAAUGCCCAAAACAACCGACAGCACAAUCGAAGAUGUCGUUCAAGAAGAUAUCGUCACAGAAGACAUCACUUCCACCACCACAACCACAACAACAACAACAACUACUACUACGGCCGCACCGACAACAACAACUCCGGAACCCACCACAGCUGCCCCGACGUCGAGCGUCCGCACUCCGUCGCGAUUCGGCGGCAGCAACGCCAAUCGUUUCAACAACCGAAUCCGCAACCGCGUUCGCGGCGACGCCGAUUCAUCCAGCGGCGCUGGCAGCACGACGACCACGACGACAACCACAGCGGCUCCGGUGAAAAAGAACACAUUCCGCCCAGCUGGCUCACCAUUCAACCGACUCCGACGACCAACUACCCCGGCCGUUGAUAGCGCCAAAACGGCGUCGACAUCCGACGCCGUCGACGCUGGAAGUAGCGCGGCGGAAGCCAACGAGAGCAGCUCUCCGGCGUCGGCCGUCGCGUCCACCACCCGUAAACCCUUGCCCAACAAUUUCCGCAACCGAUUCCAGUUCCGUCGCAAUCAAACUGAAGUCAGCAAACCGGCCGAAUCUUCCGUGUCCGGAUCGACAGAACCCAAAGUUUCACUACCGGCAGUCAGCAGGCCGUCAAGACCAACCGGCCAGCCGAGUAACAGGAUCGUUUCCCCACGUCCCAUGUCGUCGGUGUUGAAGCGCGGCCGCUUUACCUCGACCACCACUACCGAAACGGCACCCGCGGUGGUGGCCCAGGUCGAAGAGUCCAGCACCAAUGAAACCGUGUCCGAAACGGAAGCCACCAACGAGGCACCCGAGAAGACGGAAGGUGAAGCCGUUGAGGUUGUCGAGCCGGUGGUUGUGGCUGAAAAGGUGGCGGUCGUGACGGAAGCGACGACUACGACGACGUCCAGAUCGGCCGGAUUGAACCGCUUGAGAAAUCGGGUCUCGCUGCCCGUUAGCGAGCGACCCAAAACGGUGCGGACGCAGGUCAGCCUGACUGAUCGACGCAAUCGAUUCUCGGGGUUGUCGGCCAAGAAAUCAGAGGCCGAUUCAUCGGCCACAGCCAUCGAGGAGAGCAAUAAGGAAGAGCCAGCCGAAAAAGCCGUCAGCAUCGCUAGCGACGUCCAGGAAGAACUGGAGCCAAUUGCUGCCAACAGCGCAAAGGCCAGCAGCAGCCCAACGGCAAUUGAUGGGUCGGUUGAUAGCCCGACCAGCGAUUUGGGUAAUGUUGAACCCGUUGUCACUGCGGCGCCGGCCGUUUCCUCGUUGCGAAAUCGCCGUCCCAAUCGCAUCCCGGGACAACUCGUCGCUCGCCGAACCUAAUCCAGUUAAGUCAGCCUUUUAUAUCCUCCACUCGUUCGUCGACCCAGGAUCCAAGUUGUCAGUGAUAUCUACCUGGAAACAAAACACACACGCACACACAACAACAAAAUAAUGACCGUCUUCUUUAAAAAAUAAAAACUCAAAUAAGAGCAACCAUGUAGUGAUGUAGAACAUGUUGUAUACACUUUUCCCUUUCUUUUAUUUCUUUGUUUUUUUCAUCCCCUCAAAUCUCGAUGCGGUUUCUAUACGUGCAGAAAGAAAUGCUAGCUACAGUAUAAACCGUCAUGAGAACCGUGUUAGGUCCAGGAGACUGGGCAUUUACCAAUUUUUCUAAAUUUCUUUUUGGCGUUUAAAUAUCAUUUUGUUUGACUUUUUUCUCUCUCUCUCUACUUUUCUUUCUAUAUUUGUUUCGUGUGUUUAUCGCGAACAUUCUCAUUUUUUACGCAGCCGGAUGGUAAGUAAGUAAAUAAUCCCUUUCCAUUAUUUUAGACGCCCAUAGCAUCUGCAAUCGGAAUUGAUUGGUGAUGAGCGGCGCCCAAUCGUAGUAAAUAUGUAUCGGCAACAGCUGCUGUCGCAAUGGAAAAAGAAAAGACGAUUGGCUAUACACGUCAUUCAUUUCGUUUUUUUGAUUGCCGAUCCUUAACACUAAAAGCUAUUGAUUUUUCAUAUUUAUACUAUCCUUUUUAUAUUUCCUUCGUCCUCAUAUAUCUGUUAGAAUUUUUGUUUUUUUUUCCAAGUUUUUUGGAAUGUGUAAACAGAUGGGUCUGAAUUUUUCUGAACGGGACACACAGCACACUCCCAACCAUAGUUUCCGUGGAACAAACGAUUCUCUCUCGGCUCAGCAGUCGGCUGGGGCGGAGGCAGGAUCGUCUAUAUUUGCAUUUGUCAUCCCCUUUUUUAUUUUUUGAAAAAAAGACAACGUGUGUGUAUACCGAUUGAAAGAAAGAAAGAGCACACAAUUGGAAACGCGGGUUGUAUCUUUCGCUCUGCGAUUCCACGGAAAUGUUAUAUCUCAUGAGAAUUUUUCGUUCGUGUUCUUCUUCAUCAUUUUUGUUAGAAAAACCUCCGGCUGCCGUUCUUAUAUUCCCCCCAACUCUAGUGUAAAUAACAUCUUAUUUUUUACUGUCAAUACAAUAUAUUCUACUCUA
This is a messenger RNA of Daphnia pulex (common water flea), 8242 nucleotides long. Its product is annotated as flocculation protein FLO11-like. The transcript is spliced from 2 exons. Lineage: Eukaryota; Metazoa; Arthropoda; Branchiopoda; Diplostraca; Daphniidae. The record is from RefSeq and is a predicted model, not a curated record. The coding region runs from base 3291 to 7094 and encodes 1267 amino acids.